UUGCAUCUACAUAACCUUAAAAUUUUAAUUCAAAUUUGUGAAUUUGUGAACAAUAACAUUAAAAUAAUAUAUUUACGCCUUACGUGAUAGUGAUUGGAUAGUGCAAUAAAUAUUAAUUGUAUCGAAGUGUAACUAUGGCAGAUGCUGCUGCGCGACAGCUUCAGUAUGAAUAUAAAGCGAAUUCGAACCUUGUGCUACAAGCUGAUGUGCGAUUGAUCGAGCGGCGCGGCCGAGAUGAAGCGACCGGCGAGGUCCUGUCGCUCACGGGCAAGCUGGUCGGUACCCGGAUGGGAGACAGGGCACAGCGAACCAAGCCGGAUAAAGCUGAGGAGAGGAAGGCCAAACGUCAGAAGCGGGAUGAAGCGUCGUACGAGCUGUCAAAGUCAAAGUCCGCGCGCGUCGCGUGGUCGGAUGAGACGCCGGCCGGAGUGCUGUACCGGCCUCGAGCUCAGCACACGAGGCACGCGUACGAGCUGCUGCUGGCCUUCAUGCAGAGCGCGCUCGGAGACCAGCCCCGGGAUAUACUGUGCGGAGCUUGCGAUGAGGUGCUGGUCGUUUUGAAGAAUGACAAGCUCAAAGACCCGGAGAGGAAGAAGGAGAUAGAGCAAUUGCUUGGUCCCGUUCCUGACGAGAGAUUCGCUUUGCUAGUUAAUUUAGGAAAGAAGAUAACGGAUUUCAACGUGAACGCAGCCAGCGAAGGCGCCGCGGAAAUUGAUGAGACUUACGGCAUCAACGUGCAGUUCGAGGAGUCCUCGGAGGAAGAUGACGAAGAUGCUUAUGGAGAGGUGCGCGAUGAAGAUAAAGAAGAAGGCGAGGGCACAGACAACGAGAGAGAGAAGGAGAGCAGUGGAGAUGAAGAGAGUGACGGAGAGGGGAAGAAGAACGCGAUACACGCUAAUCUGUCGGAGGAGCAGAGCCAGAAGCGUCGUGACAUGACGCUGCACCCCAUGGACAUUGACGCGUACUGGCUACAGCGAAGACUCUCCAGGCAUUUUGCUGACGCCAUGCUGUCUCAGGCGAAGUCGAGUGAAGUGCUGCAGGCUUUGGCUGAGGCCGCUGACGACCGCGACCUGGAGAACAGGCUGGUGCUACUGCUGGGAUACGACUGCUUCGAUUUCGUCAAGAUGCUGAACAAGUAUCGAUAUAUGAUUCUUUACUGUACGAAGUUGGCAUCGUCACAGUCGGAGAGCGAGCGCGCUGCCAUCAGGGAGGAGAUGUCCAGACAACCGCACCUGCUGAAGAUACUGGCGCAGCUCGACACCGGCAAGGGUGAUGAGGAGAUGAAAGAACAGUCGGAGGCGCCUCGCAAGCGACAGAAGACCACCGAGUCAACUGCGCCCGGCAGCCAGGUGGCGGGCAACCGGAAGAUGCUGCAGCUUGAGGAGCUGGUGUUCGCAGCCGGCAGCCACCUGAUGGCCAACAAACGGUGUCAGUUACCGCCGGGCUCCUUCAGGAAGCAGAGGAAAGGUUACGAGGAGGUGCAUGUGCCAGCGCUGAAGCCCAAACCCUUCGAGGAUACCGAGACCUUACUGCCUGUGGAGAAGCUGCCCAAGUACGUGCAGCCGGCCUUCGAGGGGUUCAAGACCUUGAACAGGAUACAGAGUCGCAUCUCGAAGGCAGCGCUAGAGAGCGACGAGAACCUGCUGGUGUGCGCGCCGACGGGCGCAGGCAAGACCAACGUGGCACUGCUGUGUAUCCUGCGCGAGGUGGGCAAGCACGUCAACGACGACGGCACCGUCAACGUGAACGACUUCAAGCUGAUCUACGUGGCGCCCAUGCGCUCGCUCGUGCAGGAGAUGGUGGGCAGCUUCAGCAAGCGGCUUGCUGCAUACAACAUGAAGGUGUCCGAGUUAACCGGAGACCACCAGCUCACCAGGGAGCAGAUUGACGCCACGCAGCUCAUCGUAUGCACACCCGAAAAAUGGGAUAUCAUCACAAGGAAAGGCGGGGAGCGUUCUUUCACGAACCUGGUGCGGCUCAUUAUCAUUGACGAGAUCCAUCUUCUGCACGACGAGCGAGGGCCUGUGCUGGAGGCGCUCGUCGCCAGGACCCUGAGGACCGUGGAGCAGAGCCAGGAGGCGGUGCGACUUGUCGGUCUGUCCGCCACGCUUCCGAAUUACACCGACGUCGCCACCUUCCUGAGAGUGAAGCCGGAGAAGGGAUUGUUCUACUUCGACAACUCAUUCAGGCCCGUUGCUCUGGAACAACAGUAUAUCGGUGUGACCGAGAAGAAGGCGCUGAAGCGGUUCCAGGUCAUGAACGACAUCGUCUACGAGAAGGCCAUGGAGCACGCGGGCAGGAACCAGAUUCUGGUGUUUGUUCACUCGCGCAAGGAGACUGGCAAGACAGCGCGCGCCAUUAGAGACAUGUGUCUGGAAAAGGACACUCUCGGACAGUUCUUGAGGGAGGGUUCUGCCAGCGUGGAGGUGCUCCGCACUGAGGCUGAGCAGGUGAAGAACCCUGAGCUUCGCGAGCUGCUGCCGUACGGGUUCGCGAUACAUCACGCCGGCAUGAGUCGCGUGGACAGGACCCUGGUCGAGGAUCUGUUCGCCGACAGACACAUCCAGGUGCUGGUGUCAACAGCGACGCUAGCGUGGGGCGUGAACCUGCCGGCCCACACCGUGAUAGUGAAGGGCACGCAGGUGUACAGCCCCGAGAAGGGUCGCUGGACCGAGCUGGGGGCUCUGGACGUGCUGCAGAUGUUGGGGCGGGCGGGCCGGCCGCAGUACGACACCAAGGGAGAGGGUAUCCUGAUCACGAACCACUCGGAGCUGCAGUACUACUUGUCCCUGCUUAACCAGCAGCUGCCAAUCGAGUCGCAGCUGAUCAGCAAGUUGCCAGACAUGCUCAACGCUGAGAUAGUGCUGGGUUCCAUACAGAAUGUCAACGACGCGGUCACUUGGCUUGGCUACACGUACCUGUUCGUGAGGAUGCUGCGACAGCCCGCGCUGUACGGUGUGAACGUCGACAAGAUGAAGGACGACAACCUGCUGGAGCUGCACCGGGCUGAUCUGGUGCAUACUGCCGCCGCGCUCCUGGACAAGGCCGGCCUUAUCCGUUAUGAGCGUCGCUCCGGCCACUUCCAGCCCACAGAGCUGGGCCGCAUCGCGUCCCACUACUACUGCACGUACGAGACCAUGCAGAACUACAACCAACUGCUCAAGCCCACGCUCGGAGAGAUCGAGCUGUUCCGCGUGUUCUCACUCUCCGCCGAGUUCAAGAACAUCAACGUGAGGGACGAGGAGAAGUUGGAACUGCACAAGCUCAUGGAGAGGGUGCCGAUUCCAAUAAAGGAGAGCAUAGAAGAGCCGUCCGCGAAGAUCAACGUGCUGCUGCAGGCCUACAUCUCCCAGCUGAAGCUGGAAGGGUUCGCCCUCAUGUCGGACAUGGUGUACGUCACGCAGUCCGCGUGUCGGCUGCUCAGGGCUAUCUUCGAGAUUGUCUUGCAUAGAGGUUGGGCCCAACUGGUGGACAAGACGUUGGCGCUAUGCAAGAUGGUGGAUAGAAGGAUGUGGCAGUCCAUGUCACCGCUGAGGCAGUUCCGGAAGAUGCCUGAAGAGGUCAUAAAGAAGUUGGAGAAGAAGAACUUCCCCUGGGAAAAGCUGUACGAACUUGGGCCCAACGAGAUCGGAGAGCUGGUGCGGGCGCCGAAGUUGGGCAGAACGAUCCACAAGUAUGUGCACCAGUUCCCGAAGCUGGAGCUGUCCACGCACAUCCAGCCGAUCACGCGCUCCACGCUCAGGGUGGAGCUGACCAUCACGCCAGACUUCCAGUGGGACGAGAAGAUCCACGGUCAGUCGGAAGCGUUCUGGGUGCUGGUGGAAGACGUGGACUCGGAGGUGGUGCUGCACCACGAGUACUUCCUGCUGAAGGAGAAGUACGCGCGCGACGAACACCACGUGAAGCUGUUCGUGCCCGUAUUCGAGCCGCUGCCUCCGCAGUACUUCCUCAGGGUGCUGUCCGACAGGUGGAUUGCUGCUGAAACCCAACUGCCAGUAUCGUUCCGGCACCUGAUCCUGCCGGAGAAGAACCUGCCGCCCACAGAGCUGCUCGACCUCCAGCCGCUGCCGAUCUCCGCGCUGCGAAAUGCCAAGUACGAAGAUCUGUACGGCGAGUCGUUCCCGCAGUUUAACCCGGUUCAAACACAGGUGUUCAACGCGGUGUACAAUUCAGACGACAACGUGUUCGUGGGCGCUCCGUCGGGCUCCGGCAAGUCCACUGUGGCUGAACUGGCGCUGCUGAGGCUGCUGAGUACCAACCCGUCGGGCCGCGCCGUCUACCUGCUGCCCAAGGAUGCCCUGGCUGACAUCGUCUUCGCGGACUGGUACCACAAGUUCGCCACCAGGUUCAACUUGAAGGUGGUGCAGCUGACUGGAGAGACAGCAACCGACCACAAGCUGCUGAACAAGGGCCAGAUCAUCAUCACGACUGCCGACAAAUGGGACAUUCUGUCCCGAAGAUGGAAGGUUCGGAAGUCGGUACAGAGCGUGUCGCUGUUCAUUGUCGAUGCUCUGCAGCUGCUAGGUGGCGAGGAGGGUCCCGUGCUGGAGGUGGUGUGUUCCAGGAUGCGGUACAUCGCGUCGCAGACCGGUCGUAACAUCCGGAUCGUGGCCCUGUCGCUCCCCCUGGCGGACGCGCGCGACGUGGCUCAGUGGCUGGGCUGUAACGCCAACGCGACCUUCAACUUCCACCCCAGCGUCAGGCCCUUGCCUCUCGAGCUGCACAUACAGGGCUUCAACAUAUCGCACGCGCCGUCUCGCCUGGCCGCCAUGACGAAGCCGAUCUACAACAACAUCAUCCGGCACGCGGGCAGCCGGCCGGCCGCCGUGUUCGUGCCGUCCCGCCGCCACUCGCGCCUGCUGGCCGCCGACCUGCUGGCGCUCGCUGCAGCCGCCGGCAGACCGGCCAGGUUCCUUCACGCGCGCCAUGACCUACUCCAACCGUUCUUGGAUAAACUCCAGGAUAAGAUGCUGCGCGAGACGGUGUCGGCGGGCGUGGCGUACCUGCACUCGGGCGUGGCGGCGGGCGACCGGCGCGUGGUGCAGCAGCUGCUGGAGAGCGGCUGCGUGCAGGUGUGCGUGGUGGCGGCCGAGCUGGCGUACAGCGUGGCGGCGCACACGCACACCGUCAUCGUGGCCGACACGCACACAUACAACGGCAAGAUCCACAGCUACGAGCAGUACCCCAUCACGAGCAUCCUGCAGAUGUUGGGGCGCGCGUGUCGCCCCCUGGAGGAUGACCACUCGGUGGGCGUGCUCAUGUGCGCCGCGCACCACAAGACCUUCUUCACCAAGCUGCUGAAUGACUGUCUGCCGCUUGAGAGCCACUUGGACCAUAGACUACACGACCACAUCAACGCGGAGAUCGUCACCAAGACCAUAGAGAACAAACAAGACGCCGUCGACUACCUGACGUGGACUUUCCUGUACCGGCGGCUGACGCAGAACCCCAACUACUACAACCUGCAGGGAGUCACUCACAGGCAUCUGUCCGACCACCUCUCAGAGUUGGUGGAGACGACCCUCACAGACCUGGAGCAGUCCAAGUGCAUCGCCAUCGAAGACGAGAUGGACGUGCAGCCGCUCAACCUGGGCAUGAUCGCCUCCUACUACUACAUCAACUAUACCACCAUCGAACUGUUCAGCCUGUCGCUAACGUCCAAGACGAAGAUCCGAGGACUGCUGGAGAUCAUAUCGUCAGCGGCGGAGUACUCCGAGCUCUGCAUCAGGCAUCGUGAGGAGAACAUCAUCAAAACACUAUCCGCCAAAGUGCCCCACAAGCCCGCGAACCCUGGCGGCGGCGGUGUGAAAUACAACGAGCCCCAAGUGAAGGCCCACGUGCUGCUGCAAGCACACUUAUCCAGGAUGCAGCUCCCGGCUGAACUCCAAGCGGACACGGCCGUGGUCGUCACAAAGGCCAUCCGUCUGAUCCAAGCGUGUGUGGACGUGGUGUCGAGCAGCGGCUGGCUGUCUCCCGCCGUGGCCGCCAUGGAGCUGGCUCAGAUGGUGACGCAGGCCAUGUGGGCUAAGGACUCCUACCUGCGCCAGCUGCCGCACUUCACGCCCGAUCUGGUGCAGAGGUGCGCCGACAAGGGUGUGGAGACGGUGUUCGACGUGAUGGAGCUGGAGGACAGCGCGCGAGCCAAGCUGCUGCAGCUGUCGUCCGGAGAGAUGGCGGACGUGGCCAGGUUCUGUAACCGGUACCCCAACGUGGAGCUCAACUACGAGGUACUGAACGAGAAGCGACUAAGUGCCGGCAAGCCCAUCAUAGUGGAGGUGUCCCUGGAGAGAGAGGACGAGAUCGUCGGGCCCGUUAUCGCCCCCUACUUCCCCCAGAAACGCGAAGAAGGCUGGUGGGUGGUGAUCGGGGACCCCAAAUCCAACACCCUGCUGUCCAUAAAGCGGGUGUCGCUCGGGCGCUCCGCCAAAGUACGUCUGGACUUCGUGUGUGGCUCCCCCGGGAAACACACGUACACGCUGUACUUCAUGAGCGACGCGUACCUGGGAGCUGACCAGGAGUACAAGUUCAAUGUGGAAGUGGAGGACGCCGUCAGCGAGAGCAGCGACUCAGAAUGAGACGGUUGAUGUACAUGGACCGGGGAGGUACCGGAACGGAUACAAAACAUUGUAAUUAUUAAGUGAGAACAAUGAUUUGAAUAAAUAUAAGUUGUUUGAUU
This is a messenger RNA of Leptidea sinapis, 6676 nucleotides long. It is a transcript of the gene l(3)72Ab, whose product is annotated as putative U5 small nuclear ribonucleoprotein 200 kDa helicase. The record is from RefSeq and is a predicted model, not a curated record. Gene Ontology annotation, cellular component: nucleus. Gene Ontology annotation, molecular function: ATP binding; ATP hydrolysis activity; nucleic acid binding. The transcript is spliced from 42 exons. Bases 135 to 6575 code for a protein of 2146 amino acids. NCBI's taxonomy places the organism in Eukaryota, Metazoa, Arthropoda, Insecta, Lepidoptera, Pieridae.